AUGCUCUUCUCAAGACCAGGCCGAUCGAUCUUUCCCCUGCUUCCGCCAUAUGGAGCCCACGAUCCCAACCAUGGUCCCGGGCGUGUGAUACUGCAUCCCGAUGAGAUGACACCAUACCUCGGUCUACGAGCUCGUCUGUCUCAAGUUUGGAUGAACCGAUGGACAAUUCUAUUGUUGUUGGUACUAGCACGAGUCCUGAUAGCCGUUGCAGGCAUGCGGUCAGACAUGGACGGUGCCAAACGCGAAGCCCUAUCUGCCUGUACCGCUGUUGAGUCGAUGGGUAGCUCGAUGGCUUCUAUGCCCCAUUACCUGUCGCGGGGAGUCAAUGAUAUGACCGCCUCGUCGGUUGAGGCAGCCGUAAGCGCGCUCAAGUCGAUGCUCAUGCUCACCGUCAAGGGAGUCGAGGAACUCGUCGUCUUUUUCAUCAAUGUCAUGUAUCAAACCUACCUUUGCUUGUUUACGAUGGUCGUCCGCGGCAGCGCCCACGUCGCACUCAGUUUGAUACAGGAUGUCACCGAUUUCUUGAACUCUACCCUCAAGUCGAUCGGGGACGACAUUGAGAAGGCAGGCGACAAAUUCCAGAGCGCUAUAGACAAGUUCUCGGAAGGCGUAAACACCGUGACGAGUGCAUUGGGGGGAGGAAAUGCUAUCCCGAAAAUUGACUUCGGCGACGAUAUCGAAAAGCUCUCUAAUCUUCAACUCCCCGGGUCCAUCAAUUCUACCAUCGACAAAGUCAACAGUUCGAUCCCCACCUUCGAUGAAGUCAGCAAAUUUGUCGAGAACGUCUUGCGGUUUCCUUUCGAGGAAGUCAGACAUCUCAUCAAUGGGUCCUUGAGCAACUACACUUUCGACCGCUCCGCACUCCCCGUUCCCGCAAAGGAACAGAUGACUUUUUGCAAAGACAACAACGGCAUCAACUCGUUUUUUGAUAACGUCGCUGACCUUGUUGACACGGCUCGCAAAAUUUUCAUUGCGGUGCUCGUUCUCGCCGCUACAUUUGUCUGCCUCCCCGUCGCCUGGUACGAGAUACGCCGAUGGCGAUCUAUGAAAGAACGCUCUGAGCUCGUGCGCAAAGACGCCCACGACCCAAUGGAUGUUGUCUACAUUGUCUCCCGCCCGUACACUGCCGCUGCAGGAAUCAAAGCUGCUAGUCGGUUCAGUAAUAGCCGGCGACAGACCCUCGUGCGCUGGGUCGUGGCCUACGCAACCUCCACGCCCGCCCUCUUCGUGCUCUGCCUCGCCAUCGCCGGCCUCUUCUCCUGCCUCUGCCAAUUCAUUCUGCUGCGUGCCGUCCAGAAGACCGUGCCGGAGCUAACCACCGAGGUUGGUCAAUUCGCUGACAAGGUCGUCACAAAGCUUGAAAAUACAUCCGCCACCUGGGCCAAGGAUGCCAACGGCGUCAUCGGCGACAUGAACCACGACCUCAACACCAAUAUCCUCGGCUGGGUGAACACCAGCACUACCGCCGUCAAUGACACGCUUGACGCUUUCGUCGAGAAAACCAUGGGUGUGUUAAACGACACCUUGGGCGACACAAUCCUCAUCGGUCCCCUGCAGGAUGUCUUCCACUGCCUGAUCGGCCUGAAAGUCGAGUCCGUGCAGAAGGCUCUCACCUGGGUCCAUGACCACGCACAUAUCAAUUUCCCCGUCCUUCCUAGCGACGUCUUUUCGCGGGGUGCCCAAGAAAGCAUCUCCGAUGGCAACGGCGGUGAUGCUUCGAACAGCUUCCUCGCCGACGCAGGGGACUCGACCUCGAACAAGAUCACCGAGGUAGUCAUCCGCGUCAUCAAGAAGAUCGAAGAGGGCAUCCGCACCGAAGCCAUUAUCGCCUCGUGUAUUCUGCUCGUCUGGUUUCUCAACGUCCUCUUCGGCCUCAUCCGUGCCUUGACACUAUUUUGGAAACGAGAACGCAGUCGCGGCGAUGGCGGUGGCGCGCCUGCGCCCCAUCCCGAUCAGAAUGGUUUCAUCGAUGUGCCGCUGACGGCGAUCCCAAAUGUUCAGGCAAACACUAUAGACACUUAUGCUGCGUCAGGGGCCCAGCCGGCGCCAAAAUAUGAGCCUUCUCCUCCCGCAGCUGCAGGUGGAAAUAGCACCGAGUUGAGUCAGUACGAUGAUGAGAAACUGGGAUUUGCAGGCCAGAGGAAUUAUGGUUCCGCGCUGAAUGUAAGGAAGAAUGUUGGAGGGGCCGAUCAGCGAGGAAGCAGUUAUGUCGAAUAUGGCAUGGAGAAACCUGGAGUGGUUUGA
Aspergillus steynii IBT 23096 is the source of this 2244-nucleotide messenger RNA. It is a transcript of the gene prm1, whose product is annotated as pheromone-regulated protein PRM1. Gene Ontology annotation, cellular component: mating projection tip. NCBI's taxonomy places the organism in Eukaryota, Fungi, Ascomycota, Eurotiomycetes, Eurotiales, Aspergillaceae. The record is from RefSeq and is a predicted model, not a curated record. The transcript has a single exon. Bases 1 to 2244 code for a protein of 747 amino acids.